GAAACAAUCGCAGGCGGUUGGACCUGUGUGUUCUCCACAACGGCAGUGAAGCAGACGCGGUGUCACACGCGUGUAGUGGCUUCUAUUUUCUUCCUCUUCUUCUCCCGUAUUUUCCUUUCAUGAAAUCUGCUCGUUGUGGACACGAUUUCCUCCUCCUUCGCAGAAAGAAUGCGCUGUUCUUUUCGUUGCCUGUGCAGUAAGAUCGACCUCGAUGGCGUCUCGUCCAGGUACUACCCGCGGUUUCGUCCCCGCCGGCUCGUGAUGCCGGUCGAUCCGAGCGACGUGCACAGCGCCAAGCGCCAGCCGAGCCCGUUGUACGAGGUGCUAAAGGCGCAGACGCGGCGGCGCCGACAAGCGGAGCGGCGGGGCGUCGUGCAGCUCGGCACCGUGCCCGCGGAGCGCAGCGUCGGCGACGCGUUCCGUCUAAUGUUGGAGGCGUGUGCGUUCCAGCAGUUGUUUUCUGACACCGCGCUCACACCCGUCGCCGUGCGCGAGUUGGAGGCACUGGUGGACGCGCAUAGGAAGUCAAAACAGGAGCGGAAGGCGAAGGGUGCAGCAGCAGGAGCAGACAGCCACCUUCAUUGCGGUGCGGCGGAGGAUAACCCAAAGAAGACAACGGAAGCAAGCAUCAAAGCGCACCACACAUCCGUGAUCGCCUCUCCCUUGUACUCCGUCGCCUUUCACGACAGCGUCGUCCCUGUCGCCGCUCAGCAUCUUUCCUCCACCGCACCCAAUGACACCAACAGCAACCAUACGCUUUCUGUGCGUAUGGUGGACACGCUGUGGGACAUGCUGGAUCACACCCCGCUCAACUCCCCCGUACACGGCGAGCUGGCCCUGCGUGGCGACGCUGUUGUCCGCACCACACUGCUCGAGCUCGCCUACGAAGCCUACCCGCGUCUCCGCUCGAGGCACGUCCAGCAGCUGCUGCACGAAACAACCGGAUUGCUGCCGUGCGGGCGAGUUGCCAUUCGCAUCGGUUUUGCGGAGCAGUGCGGGGUAGAGGGCGACAUUGCGAUGUGGCGGGAGUUAAAUACGCUGUCAGAGCGACUGCGACUCGCGCGAAAGCAGGCGACGGUGCACCUUCAGCGAAUGGAGAAGGGCGUGGCGGCGCAGCGGCGAUGGUACUGGCGGGCGGUGCUGCGUUCUGCGGCGGGGCGGCUGAAGCUGUUCCCGGUGCACAAGGAGGAUCUGCUGCCGCGAUUGGAGUGGAUACGCAGCUCGCUGUUUGCCUUCAUUGCGUUUGUCGAAAUGGCAGAGCAGUCGGGCGACACGCAGGCACGGGUGAAGCCGCUGAUUUCACAUCUCUUUGCCAGUCAGUUGGCGCGGCACGUGCGGCGCCGACGCGUGCUGGACGCUGCGGCAGCCGCCGUUGAAUCUCUCACGGCGAACGCCAAUGCUCCCACGGAAGCUUUUUCGUCAGAUUCUCCAUCGAGAACGGCUGAGGAAUCAGCUGGAAAAGAAGGAGGGAACGACAAUUCAGACCUUUUGCUUGCCGCGGAGCGUGUGGCAGCAGAGCUGGCGCGAGUAACAGCACGAACAUCAGAUGAGGAGGAAGUGCUUGAGGAGCGUACGCAUCCCAUGAACCGCCGUGCCGAUCGCACACGAGACCAGUACGAGUCCAGCGGUGGCGCCCACGGCACUCAGAUGCUGCACGAUGAGUCCUUAGAGCGCCACGCAGAGGCACAUGCGCGGCUGGCGCCGCCGUUGCUGCUGCACGCACUCUCCUCGACGACUAUCAACGCUUUUAAAGAGGCGCAGCUCGUGCUCCGCUACGCGCCGGAGACGUCCGAAACGCUGCGGCACGCGCCGAUCGAUGUGGAGCAGGCCGUGCGGCGUGUGGUGGAUGUGCAGGAAACGAACAGCUACGCCGCGUUGCACCACGCACAGCAGUACCGGCAGGUAGAGUACACGGUGUGUCGUCUGUACGCUGGCAAACACUGCCUCGGCGAGGGCAAAGGGGAGACGCUGAUGUCGGCGAUGCAGGACGCGUCACUCGAGAUGCUUUUUCGCUACUACUUCGCCUCCCCAUCAUCUCCGACACCGUCGGCAGCAACCUCGACGGAGAGCCAAGGAGGAAAGAAGAGGCGAAAUGAAGUGGGCGUAAUCUCGUUGAAAGACGGCGUUCAGGAGGAUGGGGAUGAUGGCGGUAGUGUUCCCGCUGCUCGCAUACACCCUCCGCAUACGGAGGAAGAGAUUCUGCUCUGA
Messenger RNA from Leptomonas pyrrhocoris, 2208 nucleotides. RefSeq names its product putative mitochondrial Spliced leader RNA PSE-promoter transcription factor. The transcript has a single exon. The record is from RefSeq and is a predicted model, not a curated record. Bases 169 to 2208 code for a protein of 679 amino acids. Lineage: Eukaryota; Euglenozoa; Kinetoplastea; Trypanosomatida; Trypanosomatidae.